This is a messenger RNA of Miscanthus lutarioriparius, 390 nucleotides long. The record is from the annotation of a GenBank genome assembly. Lineage: Eukaryota; Viridiplantae; Streptophyta; Magnoliopsida; Poales; Poaceae.
AUGGCGUUCUUCGCGCUGCCUACGCAGGAGAAGCUGGACAUGUCCGGCGCCGCCCACCCCAUGGGGUACGGCAGCAAGAGUAUCGGCUCCAACGGCGACGUCGGGUGGCUGGAGUACCUCCUCCUCUCCGUCAGCGCCAACACCGUCAAGGUCUCCUCCCUGCCGCCCUCGCUCCGGUCCAGCCGCACGGCGGGCCUGCAGAUCAAGCUCCGGGACGGCAGGUGGGUCCCCGUGCCCCCCGCCCCAGAAUGCUUCAUCGUCAACGCACGGGAUGGUCGGAAGGGAGAUGUGCGAAAUGACCGUAAACGAAUAAAAUCAACAAAAAUAGCUAUUUUGGAUAAGUAUCAGGAAGCGUCAGCAAGCGUUAUGAAGUAUUUCCAACCAUUGUAA